This is a messenger RNA of Dictyostelium discoideum AX4, 699 nucleotides long. RefSeq lists its product as hypothetical. Lineage: Eukaryota; Evosea; Eumycetozoa; Dictyosteliales; Dictyosteliaceae. The record is from RefSeq and is a predicted model, not a curated record. The transcript is spliced from 2 exons. The coding region runs from base 1 to 699 and encodes 232 amino acids. Gene Ontology annotation, molecular function: S-adenosylmethionine-dependent methyltransferase activity.
AUGCCAGAAUAUGGAUCAUUAGAAUAUUGGGAUGAUAGAUAUACAAAUUUAACAAUUAAAAAAGAUUUUGAUUGGUAUCAUGGUUAUCCAACAUUAAAAGUAUUUUUAAAUAAAUUUUUCAAAAAAAAGGAUAAAAUUUUAAUGAUAGGUUGUGGUAAUAGUAAAUUAGGAGAAGAUAUGAACGAUGAUGAAUUUGUUGACAUUAUCAAUAUGGACUAUUCAGAGCCAUUGAUUGAAUAUAUGAAAGAAAGAACUAAAGGAAGAAUUGGAUUAGAAUAUUUAACAAUGGAUGGCAGAGAUAUGAAACCAUUCUUCAAAGAUAAUCACUUUGACCAUGUUUUCGAUAAAGGUACAUUAGAUGCAGUCAUGUGUAGUGAUGAUGAUAAUGAAAAUGCAAAACAGAUUUUAUUAGAAGUUAGUAGAGUACUUAAACCUGGUGGUUUCUUCAUUGUAAUGACAUAUGGUUCACCAGAAUCACGUUUACCAUUAUUAAAUAAUCCAAUUCAUAAUUGGACUACCGAGUUAAGAAUGGCAGGUUCAAAUGAAAACUCUCAAAUGAAUCAAUGUCAUUAUGUCUAUAUUUGUAAUAAAAAUUCUGAAAAUGGUGAAUCAAUGAAACAUACCUUUCCAAUUGAAACUCAUUCUCAUUUUUUAAAUUCUUCAAUUGGUGAAGUACCUUUAGAAAUUUUAAAAUUGUAA